This is a messenger RNA of Lactuca saligna, 1320 nucleotides long. Lineage: Eukaryota; Viridiplantae; Streptophyta; Magnoliopsida; Asterales; Asteraceae. The record is from the annotation of a GenBank genome assembly.
AUGUAUCAAGCAAAAAGCAUUCUACAGUCAUUGUUGAUGAUCCUUUUUUUCAGACUUAGCAUUUCUACCGACUCCAUCACACUCACUCAGCCUCUUAAAGAUGGUGAUGUACUAGUCUCUAAUGGAGAAAGAUUUGCGCUUGGAUUCUUUAGCCCCAGAAAUUCCAGCAACCGGUAUGUGGGUAUCUGGUAUAACAAGGUGUCAGAGAAAACGAUAGUAUGGGUUGCCAAUAGAGAUCAUCCGAUCACUAACACAACAGGUAUCCUAUCACUUGAUGAAACAGGAAACCUCGUCUUGCGUGAGAGUACUCAACCUUCUGUGUUCUGGUCGACCAACGUUUCUGGAGUGGAGAAUAAUGAUGUUUCCGCUCAGUUGUUGGAUUCCGGGAACUUGGUGUUGUUUCAAGGUCAAAACAGACGGGUUUAUUCAUGGCAAAGCUUUGAUCAUCCUUCAAAUACCAUUCUUCCGGGUUUAAAAUUCGGGAUAGAUAAGAAAACGGGUAUGAACAGGAUGGCUUCGUCUUGGAAAUCCAAUGGGAACCCUGGCAUCGGGGAGUAUUCGUUUAAAAUAGAAACUAUUGGGUCAACUCAGUUGCUCUUGUACAAAGGUACGACAGCAGUUUGGCGAGGCGGCUCAUGGACGGGUCAUGGGUGGAGCGGUGUACCGGAGAUGACACAGAACUACUUGUUUAACGUCACUUACACAGACAACAACGAUGAGGUAGCGCUAGUUUAUCUUAUACGUAACUCAUCGAUUUUCUCAAGAUUAGUCCUUAACGAGUCUGGGAAAGUUGAGAGGUCAACAUGGCAUGAUGCGGAUCGUCGGUGGAUUGUGUUUUGGUCGGCUCCAAAAGACGAGUGCGAUGGGUACAGCCAUUGUGGUCCUUUUGGCCUUUGUGAUCCAUACAAGUCGGGAACUUUCGAGUGCGAUUGUCUUCCAGGGUAUGAGCCUCGGUCACCACAGGAUUGGUACCUCAGAGAUGCGUCCGGAGGAUGUAAGAGAAAGGUCGGGACCGAGGUGUGCAAGGAGGGAGAAGGGUUCGUGGAGUUGGCACGUGUGAAGGUACCCGACACGUCGACAGCACGCGUGAACAUGAGCUUGGGAUUGGAAGCAUGUAAAGGGUUGUGUUUGAGGAAUUGCACGUGCAUGGGGUAUGCAGUUGCUGAUAUUAGCGGCGGGGGACGAGGCUGCGUCACUUGGUAUGGAGAGAUGAUUGAUACAAGAACUUAUUCCGAUGGGGGCCAAUCUUUCUUUAUCAGGGUGGAUGCAGAAGAAUUAGGUACGCCAUUAAUUCAUUCUCUAAUGCUAUUUAAUAUUUAA